UGCAUUGGGGUUGAUGAUCGGAUUUUCGUCUCGUUCUCUGUGUUGUUGUUCUCGGUGACGCGACGGAGGUGUAGCCUGACGCGAUCUCUUACGUGUCGGCCUGAAUAAAAGUGGAGCUCCGAGGGCUCGAGAGUGACGGAGGGAGUCUGUAUCGUUAACUCGAUGACCAUGGAGUCGGGAGCCGAUGCCCAGCAGGGUGCAGACACUGCGGUCUCUGAAACUGAGAACCAACAGAUCACACAGGCCCAAAUCGCCACUCUUGCACAGGUAACAAUGGCUGCCGGACACGCUAGUGCCACAGGACCCACAGUCACCCUGGUGCAGCUGCCCAAUGGUCAAACAGUACAGGUGCAUGGAGUGAUUCAGGCUGCUCAACCUUCAGUCAUUCAGUCUCCACAGGUGCAGACUGUCCAGAUUUCCACAGUAGCGGAGAGUGAGGACUCACAGGAGUCAGUGGACAGUGUGGCUGACUCUCAAAAACGAAGAGAGAUCCUUUCUAGACGCCCCUCAUAUAGAAAAAUCCUGAAUGACCUGUCAUCAGACGCUCCAGGAGUUCCGAGAAUCGAAGAGGAGAAAUCUGAGGAGGACGCUGCGCCUGCCAUCACUACAGUGACCGUGCCAACUCCAAUAUAUCAGACCAGCAGUGGCCAGUACAUCGCCAUUACACAGGGUGGAGCCAUUCAGCUUGCAAAUAAUGGUACAGAUGGAGUGCAGGGAUUGCAGACUCUAACCAUGACCAAUGCAGCAGCAGCCCAGCCGGGGACCACCAUCCUGCAGUACGCCCAGACCAGUGACGGUCAACAGAUACUGGUGCCCAGCAAUCAAGUGGUAGUACAAGCUGCUUCUGGAGAUGUUCAGGCCUAUCAAAUUCGUACUGCCCCAACUAGCACUAUUGCUCCAGGUGUGGUGAUGGCAUCCUCUCCGGCCCUGCCAAGCCAAGGAGGUGCUGAAGAGGCCACGCGCAAGAGGGAGGUCCGCCUCAUGAAGAACAGAGAGGCUGCUCGUGAGUGCCGUCGAAAGAAAAAGGAAUAUGUCAAGUGUCUGGAGAACCGUGUGGCCGUUUUGGAGAACCAGAACAAAACUCUCAUCGAGGAACUCAAAGCACUCAAAGACCUGUACUGUCACAAAUCAGAGUGAUGUACCACCCGUUCUACCUUCAUUCUGGCGGACUUAUGUGUACAGAGACUAAAGGACGAGUCAGCCAGACACGGACGCAUGUUUUCUAAAUGUUUUCUUAUUUUAAAUGGCUGCAGACUGCCUGUUUUAACACACAAGUACAUGAAGGAACACAAAUUUCCUCGAGAAAUAUUGGACCAUGUCAUAAAAGACAAAAAAAAAAUGCUGAAAACUUUACUGUGGACAUAAACACGCAAGUAUGUUCUCAGCCAUCUUCACUUCUGGACUCAAACCGAAACUCAAAUGAGGGGUUUGUGGGAAAAUGUUUACCUCUUUUUUUUCUCCAGUGUGCUGGUGUACAAGUCGUCAAGGAGAUACAAAUAAUGUACAAUAUUAAUAAUUUAACUGACAUUUCAGGUUUUUUGUCUUGGAGUUGGCAUCAUUCCCUCUUGAGGUUCGAAAGGUUUAACGUGUCUGACUGUUACUUUUAUUUGGUGUAUUAGUGCUCUAUUGUGUUUUUACCUUUAAAUAUGAACAAGCUAUAUAAAAUAAUUAAAGCAGAAUUUACAGAAUCUAUGCCAUUUAUGAACAGAAAUAUUGUGUAUUGUAUACAGAGCUACAAUAUAGCCUGUGUAUGUUUCGAUUUUGCCAUUGUGUUCAUUUUUAGAGGACAGAAAUGGACAUAAAUCAUUUAAUUUAAUAAAAUACUGCCUUUGCAGUAGCAACAGUUGCACAAACUCAAUAUAAAAAGGUAAUGUUAUUGCAGAUAUUUGGUCAAAUAUACCCCAGAAUUCACAUUACAAUGUCAGGAAAUAUUUUUCAGGUUACACAUUUCUUCACAAUUAUUUCGAUCAUAUUUGGCAGAUCACUUUUGAUGUUAUGCUUGUGUAUCAUAGAGCUAUAAUUGGAUGAAAUACAAUCCAAUACAUUCUAUCUCUGGCAUUAUAAACAAAAGCAUGUUUUAUAAAUAUUACAUAAGCUUUGUUAUUGUUAUAUGGUCGAUUUUUUUAUUUCAUUACUAACUGGGAGGCAGUGUCUUUGUAAUUGAUAAUGUGAUAACAUAAGUAAAGAAUACAUGUUAUCUAUUACAGCAUAUGCAUUUUUGGCAGCUAUUUCAUAUAUAUGUAUAGAUAUGUUAAAAGGUUUCAUUUUUCCUUUCACGUUCAGUUGCUUCUGAAAAUUCAAGAGAAAACUGAACAGUUGGUAACUUAAGUUUCAGUUUGCCUUCAUUGACGUAAGUUGUAUUUUGUUUACAAAGUUGACCCAAACUGUUUAAGGCUUUUAAAGUUCUUGAUGUAUAAUAUAUAUAUAUUUUUUUUAUCUGUCAAUUAUCUGACUUUCAAGAGUUGUUUUAAAGCAAAAAGGGUUCACAUUUUGGUUGUAGUAUGUCAUAUAUUUUGCACUGAGGACAGAAAGUUUUAAGAGAUGUUAGCAGCCAAAGAGACUUUUAAUUAAAAAUGCCCAUCAACAAUUCCAGCAUGUACUGAAGUGUACCCGUGUCAUCUGUUGGCAAGUGCAUCAUCUGCUGCUACUCUUUAACUUCGAACCGUCUGCCUGACGUGUCAUUUACGCAUUCAAGCGUGACAAAUUAGGGAAGCAAUCUUUCCUCAGCAGGCGCUCACGGUCCAGAUCUGCAGUCUAACUGCUUAUGCAACCUGAUUUCCCUCACAAAACCAAUUAUUUUCUGACAGAAGAAUCUGAAUUGGCCCAUCGAAGGACAAACUGACCUCAGCUUUCAGAGACAUGCAAAUUCUGUCUGUUUUCAGUGAUAGAAUCUUUAUUCAUUUUUCUGAACUGACAGUAACCUUUUCCCCCCUCUUGUAUGCAUCCUGUAUGCAAUGAGACUGAACUACUGCCAUGCUGGCCUAAGUGAACUCCGAAAGAUGCGACUAUGUGUAUUUGUUUUCAUGCAUACAAAAGACCAAUCAAUCUAAAGCAAUGUUUGAUCCCACUCAUUUUGGAUUAACACAUCAUGCACUUUUUGUACGAUAGCUUACAUCUUUUGGACACUAUGUACAGAACUGGUAGGAUUUUAUAGUGUUUCAAACGUUUAGAAGUGUAUUGUAUAUACCCUGUGAAUUGGCUUACAUUUUUAGAAGCUUUGCACUCUAUUACUGUCAAAACAAUUGUGUAUACUUGUUGUUGUACACCCACCUCCCUUUUGUACACAUGUAAAUCUUUAAUAAAAUACUAAUACUGCACAA
This is a messenger RNA of Carassius gibelio (silver crucian carp), 3320 nucleotides long. RefSeq names its product cyclic AMP-responsive element-binding protein 1. NCBI's taxonomy places the organism in Eukaryota, Metazoa, Chordata, Actinopteri, Cypriniformes, Cyprinidae. Gene Ontology annotation, cellular component: ATF4-CREB1 transcription factor complex; nucleus. The transcript has 8 exons. The record is from RefSeq and is a predicted model, not a curated record. Bases 163 to 1137 code for a protein of 324 amino acids. Gene Ontology annotation, biological process: regulation of transcription by RNA polymerase II. Gene Ontology annotation, molecular function: cAMP response element binding; DNA-binding transcription factor activity, RNA polymerase II-specific; protein binding.